AUGGAGGCGCGGAGGGCCGAGAGGGAGAGAGCGCGUAAAGCGCAGGAGGACGAGCGUCGCGCUCAGAAGCUGAAGGCGGCCGAAGAAAGGGUGCAAAGGGCGAUGGCAUGGGAGAUCGAGGCGCACAAACAGCUUCAUGGAGGGGGGAAGAAGCGAAACCUCUCGUGGCUCGAUGACCUGGAUGGCUCCACGCGGGCCGACGACGACGAUGCCAGUGCGGCGUCCCGAGCAGAGAGGAUUCCGACGGCGAGUACUCGUCGGAGCACCGAGAAGGAGUACUCGUUCGGCCAGAUGUGUGAGCUGAUGGAGAGGAUGGAUCGCGAGAGUCGUGAGCGGCAGGCGAAGAACGACGCCGAAACGAAGCGCCAGAAAGAACAGCGGGAUGAGGUGGCCUCGCCCAAGGCCAAGGGCGACCGGAUCACUAUUGCAAAGGUGGCAACGACGCAGUCGGUCCCAAACUCGGCGACGAAGAGCAGCAAAACUGUCCUGACGCCGACAAAGACGACGCCCGUGACGAAACGGUCGACACCUUCCUUGAUUGCCGAUGCGAAAGCGUCGGUUCCUUCCUCGAAAGGACAAGCAGAGUUGCCGUGGACAACGACGCCAUCAUCCUCGAGCUCACAGGCUGAGGCUGGGCCAUCGACGGCGGCCUCCCGGACGUUCGACCGGUCGCGCCCGUACAACCCCCUCAUGGACCCCUACCCAGUGGCAGGGGUUAUUCCUCCGCGCCCGAGCACGUCGACCUCUGUUCAACCCGUGGCCAGUUCAUCGCGGACUUCCAAAUUAACAGCGACGGUGCCAUCGGACCCCACCCCGCCGUCGCCCCACACUUCUGCCGCCGACCUCAAGGACAGCAUUGUAAAGGCCGAGGAGACGCUCACCGAGCACAUCGAGUCCCUGCGCGAGAGCGUCACCGCGCAGUCAAUCGAGCAUGACGACAUGCGGCGGGCGAUCGGGCGUGUCGAGGCAAAACGCAAGGCGGAGCGCGCAGAGCGCGACCGGAAAGCGGGAGAACUCGGCCUCAGCGUAGGCAAGCUUGAAAACCGAGUUUGCAGCCUCGAGUUCAAGGACUACUAUUGCGCGGACGAGUGGGAGUGGAAUCACAAGCAGGGCCUCUUGGCCGCUAAGCGACAGAAGGCUGCGGACCGCAUCGAGCAGAAUGGCCGCGAGAUCACGAUCUUCGAGGUCCUUGCUGCUCCCAGGGUCGAGGACAUGGAGCGCAAGAGUAGCACGCAGGACGAACGCACCAAGGCGUGUGGCAGCGUCGUGGCGCAGUUCGCCCAGCGGACCGAUGCGCUCGAGGCGGGAUUGAAGGAUAUCAUGGCGACGCUGGAGAAGAGGGGCAUGGCGGUGCCACAAGGGACGAACGUCAAGCGGCAACGCACCGCCUGA
This is a messenger RNA of Trichosporon asahii var. asahii CBS 2479, 1392 nucleotides long. RefSeq lists its product as uncharacterized. The record is from RefSeq and is a predicted model, not a curated record. The transcript has a single exon. The coding region runs from base 1 to 1392 and encodes 463 amino acids. NCBI's taxonomy places the organism in Eukaryota, Fungi, Basidiomycota, Tremellomycetes, Trichosporonales, Trichosporonaceae.